Messenger RNA from Mytilus trossulus (common blue mussel), 3556 nucleotides. RefSeq names its product leucine-rich repeat-containing protein 27-like. Bases 123 to 1871 code for a protein of 582 amino acids. Gene Ontology annotation, molecular function: protein binding. NCBI's taxonomy places the organism in Eukaryota, Metazoa, Mollusca, Bivalvia, Mytilida, Mytilidae. The record is from RefSeq and is a predicted model, not a curated record. The transcript has 14 exons.
CGUCAUAGUGAUUGGGUUGUAUCAGCCGCCAUGAUUGUUAUGAUUUUCGAUAUACCAUGUGGAAAAUGUCUCCUUUUGUAAUUGGAUAUUAAAAUUAAGUUCUGAAUGAUACGAACAAGAAUAUGAUGCAUAUAAAACAGCAGCUCGAAGACAGAUACGUAGAUGACAAUGAGGAGGAGGAGUCUGGUUCGGAAGAAUCAGAAUCAAGCGAAAUCGAAAGACUUGACACUGCAACUCCAGUCGAAUCCUAUGACAAUGUUCCUACAGAAACGCCCACUGAAAGAGGAAUAGCAAAAACAAAAAAGGCCGAAGAGUUGAUUUUAAAGAUUAUCGGUCAAACUAAAGCCCUAGGCUCAAACACUUUAGAUCUAGGAUCAAAGGGUGUGCGACAAAUACCCAGUGAACUCUUAGAACUAUCUCAAUUAGAGUACCUGUAUUUGGAAGGGAAUGAGUUAUGCAGUCUGCCUGAUGAUUUCUUUGAUAAACUUCCUAACCUUGUGUGGUUGGACAUAAGAAGAAAUGGAUUGCUACGUUUACCAAGUGUUUACACUGGAAGACAUCAAAAUCUUAGAAAUCUUCUGCUGGAAGGAAACAAUUUACGUAGUUUGCCAUUAGAAUUGGGUUUGAUCAAAUCAUUAAAUGGACUAAACAUCAGUGGCAAUCCAAUAGAAUUUCCUCCAGGGGAGAUAAUAGAGAAAGGAACCAAUGAAAUUCUCAAAUUCCUCAGAGAAAUGCUUCUUGCCAAGUCUCAAGGACGUCUCACAACUAGUCUAAAUGGGGGCACCGGAGAAAAUGGGGAGGAUAGUAGUAGUAGCUCAGAGGACUGGCAGGAUGAGAGAGAUUUACGAGACUGGGCUAAGAUACAACAUAGAUCUUUGUCCAUGGAAGACAAUAAGAGUACUACAACAAAAUCUUCAGAAUUUGGACUGAUACCUCAUUCUGCAGAGCUACAUAGACCAGUUAGUUAUACAGAAAUAAAACAAGAAAAAACUGAUAAAAUAAUAAAAGCAGGUGCCAUGGGAACAGUAGAAAGCUUUCACUGCCUCAAUGAAAGAAACAAAGUAAGGACUCACUUUCCAACCAUCCGUGUUAGUAUCUCGCGCCGAAAUCAUCAGAGUGGUGACUACAGCUUCCACCAGGUUAAUAAAAAACAUGAGGAACAAAAUCCAAUUUUUCCACUGAUAGAAAUAAAGAUCACCAAGAAAAGACUUACAAAGCCAUAUGUUCCAGAUCACACGAGACGACAGUCAGCCAAUAACAGUGUGUUAUCAUGGAAAGUUAACCCCUAUCCAGAGCCCCCUCCAGCAGAUUAUGUACAUUUUAAAAUGAACGAAGAAAGACAGCUCGCCAAGGUCAAAGAUUUCAAAGAAAAAACAGAUGCCAUAUUGCAGAGAAGAAAAGAUGAAAAUGUUCUCAAAGAAUGGAGACAUGAAACAAAAAUUAAACAACAGAAACGUCAAAUUGAGAUCAUGAGAUCAGGGAAAAAAGACUAUACAGAUCCUGUAGAAAAGGCACCAUUUGAUAUUGAUGAGAAUCAUAUUAAAGUUAUGUCCAACGAAGAAAGGAUUAAGCAAGAUGUAAAGACUGCCCACGAAAGGUUAAGACGUCAAUUGUCUCCAGCAAGCAGACAGAAAGUAGAGGAAGAAAAAGCUGCAAGAAUAAAAGAAUUAGAAAAGAAGAUAAAACUACAUACAUCAUCGAUGCAUGCUAGAAGGAAACAGCAAAAGGGUACACCACAGGAAGAAAUGGAAGCUGCUAGGAGAGAUUUGGAAAUUGUGAAAAAUCUUCAGAAAGAUUUGCUGAAACGGUAUCAGGAACUGAAGGCCUGGACUACAGGGUGUGGUGAUUUUUUGCCAAUGAUUGCCACAUAGUUAAGGCUGAAGAUCUCCACAAGGAGUUAAUGAGCACUCGUAAAAAUUUGGAGUACCGAUUCCGAGCCUUUACAGCUGAAGUAUCGUCAUAUCCAAGAGCCAAGAAAACUCCAGUGUAGAGAAAAAUUAGCAAAUGAUAUUCAGACUAUCUUAACUUUGAAAUGCCAGUUUAUGCCUUGAACUAAGUAUUUAUGUAGACAAUGAAGUUUGAGUUUCUUUUAUGUUUUAUAUGUACAUGUGAUAAAAUAUUUGAAUACCUAAACUGAUAUCUGAGCAAUGCAAAUGAGAAGUAUUUUAGUAAAUUCAUGAUUGGAUAAUUUUAUGAAUAUCAGUUCAUUCUGUUGUAUAUUUCCUUUUUAGUUCACUUGACCUUGAUUGCCAGAAUGACCAUUGUGUCCAUCUACUGUCUGGACAUUUUUUGAAAAAUUUUGAAAGUUUAAAUAGAACAUAAUCACUUUAAUCUUGAGCAAUUUAUGUUUCUAACAAGAUUCUUGUAGAACAACUUACAAAUUGUUUAAUUGCUCCUUGCUAAAAAUUUCCUUCUGCUUAAGGUUGGAGUAAAGAAAGUGAUGUAUAAGAUAAAAACAGUCAAAAGGAUUGAUACUGCUUUAGUCUAAUUCUUUAAUAAAUUUUGUUUACACUACUAGGAUCUAGAUUUAGUCAAUAGUAUGCAUAGAUUGUCGCUUUCUUCACUUUUACAAUAAAUGCUUUUAUUUAUGUGUUCACAAAAUUCAUUACACAUUAUAACUGAUUUGAGCUCACAGAAAUUUCAGUUCAUACUAAAUUUUCAAAUAAACAUGAAGAAUUUCAGUUUUUAUACACAAGGGUAUGACUUUAAGAGGAUAUUUUGUGUUCAGUUCUAUUUGUUGUCUAUUUGUCAUUUUAACCAACUUCAAAAGUUGUGUUUUCUGUUUAUAUUUUUGAUUCUCUUAAAGAGGUGUAUGGGAAGAAUGUGAUGAAAUGGUGUGUGUGGUGUGACAGUGUGUGUGUUCUUUUUUCUCUCAGUGUUAUUUUAUGUCAAUUUUCAUAGACCCAAGUUAUUAUUGAUAUUGAACAGUUAGAAUUUUAUUGCUUGGACUUGAAGGCUUAACUGACUUAAUACAUACUGCAAAAAACAUUUAGAUGAACUUAAGUUUAUGUAUGCAAAGUGUGAUAUAUUAUAUAGAAAAAAAUCCUAUUUACAUUAUUGAAUUUGAAUACUUAUCUUAAACUAUCAUAAAUAUUAGUAAAUUGAAUAAAUCUGUUACAGGGAAACAACUCUGUGAUAUUUACCUAUAACUUAACAGUGAAAAUGUGUAUGCUUAUAGUUUAUGGGGUUUUCUUUUACAUUCCUGCUCUUGUUAAAAUCUGUACAUUAAAAAGUUUAUAAAUUAUAAGAUGAAGUUAAAAUACUUCGUCUUACCUCUUCUACAUUCUUGUUUAACUCAUUUCAUUUCAAUGUCGUAAAUCAACUUUAAAAAAUUUGUAACUGCCAGUGCAUUUUUAGGUUUUAUUCUUGUCACUUAAUUUUUGAAUGAAAAUGUUUUCCUGUAGAAGUUAUUGACAGAUGUUCAUGCUACUGAUUUAUAGAACUGUAUGAAACUGUUCACUGUUGAUAGUUGUAAGCAAUAUUAUAUGAGAAAAACACAAAUAUUAGAAAUUCUUUGUAGUUUGACAAGUAUGAUGAUUAAAUUAUUUUAACUAUA